AUGCCUGAGUUUGUCGGCGCCAUCGACUGCGGAACGACCUCCGCGAGGUUCUUCAUCUUCGACCAGUACGCCCAGGUCGUCGCCAGCCACCAGGAGGAGUACAAGCAGAUUUAUCCCCAGCCGGGAUGGCACGAGCAGGACCCCCGCGACUGGGUCCACGCCAUCGACACCUGCAUCGCCCAUGCCACCGCCCGCUUCGUCGCCCUCGGCCACGCCCUCAGCGACCUCAAGACCAUGGGCAUCACCAACCAACGCGAGACGACGAUUGUCUGGGACAAGACCACCGGCGAAAGCCUGUACAACGCUAUCGCCUGGUCCGACGCUCGCACCACCGCCCUCGUCCACGCCUUCGAGAACAAAUCUAGCGUCUUCGGCACCGGCACCGACCAGCUCAAGAGCAAGACCGGGCUGCCGCUCAGCAACUACUUCACGGCCAUCAAGCUGCGCUGGCUGGUGGACCAUGUGCCCGCCGUCCAGGCGGCCAUUGACGCCGCCAACCUGCUCGUCGGCACCGUCGACACCUACCUUCUCUGGCAUUACACGGGCGGCGUGAACGGCGGCUCGUACGUCACCGACGUCACCAACGCCUCGCGCACCAUGCUCAUGGACCUCGAGACCCUCGCCUGGUGUCCCCACCUGCUCGAGUUCUUCGGCUUCGACCCCCGCCAUCUGCUCCCCCUGCUUCCCCGCAUCGUGUCCAACUCCGAGCCCCUGGGCCGCGUGCCCAUGGCGCAUGCCCACAUCCCCGGCCUGCUCGUCUCCGGGCUCAUCGGCGACCAGCAGGCCUCCCUCGUCGGAAACCAGUGCUUCGCGCCCGGCGAAAGCAAGAACACGUACGGCACCGGCUGCUUUAUGCUCUACAAUGCCGGCACUGAGCCUGUCUACAGUUCUCAUGGCCUUAUUACUACCUCCUCCGUUUGUUUCAGGCUCAAAAACAACCUCGGCCUGAUCUCGUCUGCCUCCGAGGUCGGCGAACUGGCCGCAUCGGUCGACGACACGGGCGGGGUGUACUUCGUGACCGGCUUCAGCGGCCUCUUUGCGCCCUACUGGGACGACAGUGCGACGGGGCUGAUGAUCGGGCUGACGGGGUUUACGACCAAGGCGCACAUCGCACGGGCGACGCUGGAGGCGACGUGUUUCCAGACGAAGGCCAUCCUGGACGCGAUGGCGCUCGACCAGGGCCUGUCGACGGUCUCGCGCGGGGGCAGCCCGCCCAGCUCGGCGCCGGCCUCCGUCGCAAGGUUCUCCCACUGCCACUCCGCCUCCUCCUCCUCCACCGCCUCGUCCUUCUCCAGCGCUGCCCUGCCCCAGACGCCCUCCGCCAAGCGCCCCAUCCCCGCCCGCCCCAGGUUGCAGACCAGAGAGUCCCUCGCCGUGUACGACUCCGCGCCCGCGGGGCCGCUUAAGCUGUUGAAGGUCGACGGCGGGAUGUCGGCCAGCGACACUCUUCUGCAGCUGCAGGCGGACCUCCUCGGCGUAGUCGUCGAGCGCUCGGAGAUGAAAGAGACGACCGCCUUAGGCGCCGCCCUGCUCGCCGGCCACGCUAUCGGACUCUUCGGCUGGGACCUCGCUCGCCCCGAGACCCUGUUCGCCACCCACUCGGCCGGCAAGACCGUGUUCAGACCGUCUAUCAGCAAGGCCCAGCGCGACCAGAAAUACCGCGGAUGGAACCGCGCGGUGACCCGGAGCAAAGGCUGGCUCGAAGACGACGACGACGAGCACCAGCAGCCCGAGGAGGAGGAGCACGACUGCGUCGAGAUCGUCGACUGCCAUACCACCCUCCAGGACGGCUGUCUCCGGGACGUCUUCUUCGGCGAACACGGCCAGCCCGUCUUCCGCCGCCAAGCCGCCGAGGCGAUCGUCCUCGGCCCGCUCGGAAAGAAGCCUGUCCGCGGGUGA
Puccinia triticina is the source of this 1899-nucleotide messenger RNA. RefSeq lists its product as uncharacterized. Bases 1 to 1899 code for a protein of 632 amino acids. Gene Ontology annotation, biological process: glycerol metabolic process; triglyceride metabolic process; glycerol-3-phosphate biosynthetic process. The transcript is spliced from 9 exons. Gene Ontology annotation, cellular component: mitochondrion. Gene Ontology annotation, molecular function: glycerol kinase activity. NCBI's taxonomy places the organism in Eukaryota, Fungi, Basidiomycota, Pucciniomycetes, Pucciniales, Pucciniaceae. The record is from RefSeq and is a predicted model, not a curated record.